Molecule: messenger RNA, 831 nt
Organism: Heteronotia binoei (common prickly gecko)
Lineage: Eukaryota; Metazoa; Chordata; Lepidosauria; Squamata; Gekkonidae
Product: vomeronasal type-2 receptor 26-like
Exons: 1
Coding region: 1-831 (276 amino acids)
Biological process (GO): G protein-coupled receptor signaling pathway
Cellular component (GO): membrane
Molecular function (GO): G protein-coupled receptor activity
Source: RefSeq, a predicted model, not a curated record
AUGACAAACUUCCUAUCUUAUGAAGAACCUUUAGGGAUCUCUUUGACUUCCAUUGCUGUGACCUUAUCUGUAAUUACCCUGUUGGUUCUAGGAAUUUUUAUUAAGUACCAAGAUACCCCCAUCGUCAAAGCCAACAACCGAGAUCUCAGCUACACACUUCUGGUUGCCCUUCUGUUCUGUUUCCUCUGCUCUUUGCUUUUCCUUGGAAGACCAAGGAAGUUAACUUGCUGGCUCCAGCAACCUGCUUUUGGCAUCAUCUUCUCAGUGGCUGUUUCUUGUGUGUUGGCCAAAACCAUCACUGUGGUUGCAGCUUUCAUGGCCACCAAACCAGGGACCGAUGUGAGAAAGUGGGUGGGGAGAAGAGUGAGCAAUUCUAUUGUCCUAUCCUCCUCUCUUAUUCAAGCAGGUAUUUGCGUGAUGUGGCUGGGAACUUUCCCCCCUUUCCCAGAUUUAGAUGCACAGUCCUUGACUGAAGAGAUAGUGAUACAAUGCAAUCCAGGGUCUAUCACCAUGUUCUACAUGAUCCUCAGCUACAUGGGACUUCUGUCCAUUCUCAGUUUGACCGUGGCGUUCCUUGCUAGGAAUUUGCCAGACAGUUUCAAUGAGGCCAAGUUCAUCACCUUCAGUAUGCUGAUAUUUUUCAGUGUUUGGUUGUCUUUUGUUCCAACCUACCUGAGCACCAAAGGAAAAUACAUGGUAGCUGUGGAGAUCUUCUCCAUCUUGGCCUCUAGCAGUGGCUUACUAUGCUUCAUCUUUUUCCCAAAAUGUUACAUUAUUCUGCUGAGACCUCAACUGAAUCACAGGAAACAGCUUAUUAGGAGAAAUACUUAG